AUGGCGCCGCCCGCCGCGCUGCUGGCCGCGCUCCUGGCCCUCGCCGCGGAGGGCGCUGGCUGCCCGCCGGGCGGCUGCGACUGCCCGGCGCCCCGCGGGUGCACCUACCCCACCGAGGACCCGGUCGAAUUUGUCGGCGAGGAGCUACGCGGAGGUCCUGGCCGAGGGCUCCUGCGGCGACGUGCAGCUGGGGGAGGUGGAGAACCUGCCGGAGCUCGUGCCGGAAGCUCGGUGUUCUUCCUGCUGAACGGGGCCGCCCAGGGCUUGCUCGCCCGCACAGGCGCAGGCUGCUUCGGCUCUGCCGCAGUGGCGGCCGCGGCCAGGCUGUCACCGAGGGCGGCCCGCGUCCGCGCCGUGAGCCCGAUGGGCCGCCGGGUCGACGGCCUCGCCUCGGCGCGUGCCCAGGGCGGCUUUGUGCACCUGCUAAUCCUCGGCGAGCGCUUCCACUGGAGUCCCGUGCGCCCAGGCUUCGUGCGGCGGCUGCACAGCGAGGAUCUCCUCGAGAUGGUGACGCUGUCCGUCGCCCCGCCCGUCUUCCUGGUGCGCUCGUCGAGCGGCAGCGUCAUCGGGUGGGACACUCAAGACCUGAUCCAGGUGGCGCAGCCGCAUUUGCGGGACUCCCCUGAGAAGCAUUACGGCAAAGGCAUGGAGAGGCACAGAACGUCACAAACGGCGAUGAUCCCCAAUUCUGGCAGGUCAUUCCGGGCUCAGAAACUUACGCAGAGCCUAGCCAGGCUCGGAAGCGUUUCACAGGUGGAGGGCCUGCAGGUUGUCAAAUAUCGCAGGGACGAACACUACAAGAAGCACCAAGACUUUUUUGUUAAAGGUGAGGAGGUGGAGUUUGAUCAGUGGGUCGAGUGGCUGGAGCAGAGGCUGAGGGAGAACGCCACGCUGAAGGACGCGAUUGCAAGUGCAGAUUCGCGCUUGCACCCGGCCAGCCCGUCCUUCAGCCGAGCAUUGUAUGAACACCUGAAAGCGGGAAGGAUGCUCAACGAGCAAGACUCGGCAUGGGUGGGGGAUGCAGUUUCGGACGAGGACUACAAGAGUAGAUUUCGGCAUGUGUUGAAGGUGGCACCGUUGGCGCGCCUAGCGAAGCGGGCCUUCGCGUCAGCAGUGCGCACGCCAGAGCUUGUGAUGCCAGAGCCUCCGCUCGGGCAGAAUCGCCUGGCGACCCUGUUCGUGUACCUGAACAGCGAGUUCGAAGGCGGCGCGACUGGCUUCGUGAGCGCCAGAAUGCCGCCAGAUCCACCGCCGGAGCUGGUGUGGAGCACAUACGCUCUGCCUGAGUGCCAGAGCGGCAUCCAGGUAAGGCCCAAGGCUGGCGACGCAGUGCUGUUCUACAACCUCCGGGCGGAUGACGCCGUGGAGCCACUGUCCCAGCACGUCGCGUGCCCUCCCCACAGUGGCGUGAAGUACGGGGCCAACGUGUGGAUCCAGACCGGAGAGCCCUCGCGGCUGGAGCUGUGA
Messenger RNA from Prorocentrum cordatum, 1467 nucleotides. The record is from the annotation of a GenBank genome assembly. Lineage: Eukaryota; Dinophyceae; Prorocentrales; Prorocentraceae.